This is a messenger RNA of Fulmarus glacialis (Northern fulmar), 1266 nucleotides long. RefSeq names its product regulator of chromosome condensation 1 (gene RCC1). Lineage: Eukaryota; Metazoa; Chordata; Aves; Procellariiformes; Procellariidae. Gene Ontology annotation, cellular component: cytoplasm. The coding region runs from base 1 to 1266 and encodes 421 amino acids. The transcript is spliced from 9 exons. The record is from RefSeq and is a predicted model, not a curated record. Gene Ontology annotation, molecular function: guanyl-nucleotide exchange factor activity.
AUGCCGGGGAAACGCACUGCGAAGAAGAGCCCGGUGCCAGAAGAAGAGUCUCCUGGAAGGAAAAGGAUUAAAGUCUGCCACCCGUCCCACCGGACGCAGCCUGGCCUGGUGCUGACGCUGGGGCAGGGGGAUGUUGGCCAGCUGGGCCUGGGGGAGGACGUGAUGGAGAGGAAGAAGCCGGCCCUGGUGCCGCUGCCGGAGAUGAUGGUGCAGGUGGAAGCCGGAGGGAUGCACACGGUGUGCCUCAGCCAGACGGGAAAAAUUUACACCUUUGGCUGCAACGAUGAAGGUGCCCUCGGGCGCGACACCUCGGCAGAAGGGUCGGAGACCACGCCGGGGUUGGUGGAGCUGCAGGAAAAGGUGGUGCAGGUCUCUGCGGGGGACAGUCACACAGCCGCGCUGACAGAAGACGGCAGGGUUUUUGUCUGGGGCUCUUUCCGGGAUAACAACGGGGUGAUCGGCUUGCUGGAGCCCAUGAAGACGAGCUCUGUUCCUGUGCUGCUCCAGCUCAGCGCACCCGUCAUUAAAAUUGUCUCAGGGAAUGACCACUUAGUGAUGCUGACGGUGGACGGUGACCUCUUCACAUGCGGCUGCGGCGAGCAGGGCCAGCUGGGGAGAGUGCCGGCGCUCUUUGCCAACCGAGGAGGAAGGAAAGGGCUGCAGCGCCUGCUGGUCCCCCAGCGCGUCCCUGUCAGAGGCAAAGGCAACAGAGGCAAAAUGCGCUUCCAGGACGCCUUUUGUGGGGCUUACUUCACCUUCGCUGUCACGCAGGAGGGACACAUCUAUGGAUUCGGCCUCUCCAACUACCACCAGCUGGGGACCCAGGGCACCGAGCCCUGCUUCUCCCCGCAGAACCUGACGUGCUUCAAGAACUCCACCAAAUCCUGGGUCGGGUUCUCUGGUGGGCAGCACCACACGGUGUGCGUCGACUCGGAGGGUAAAGCCUACAGCCUGGGCAGGGCCGAGUACGGCCGGCUGGGCCUCGGGGCAGGGGCAGAGGAGAAGAGCACGCCCACGGUCAUCCCGGAGCUCCCCAGCAUCUCUUCCGUCGCGUGCGGCGCAUCGGUCGGCUACGCCGUCAGCAGUGACGGACGAGCGUUUGCCUGGGGCAUGGGCACCAACUACCAGCUGGGCACAGGGGAGGAGGACGACGUCUGGAGCCCCGUGGAGAUGACAGGCAAGCAGCUGGAAAACCGCACGGUCCUGGCCGUCUCCAGCGGCGGCCAACACACUGUGCUGCUGGUCAAGGACAAGGAGCAGAGUUGA